Molecule: messenger RNA, 2865 nt
Organism: Brugia malayi
Lineage: Eukaryota; Metazoa; Nematoda; Chromadorea; Rhabditida; Onchocercidae
Gene: Bma-ire-1
Product: PQQ enzyme repeat family protein
Exons: 19
Coding region: 1-2865 (954 amino acids)
Biological process (GO): IRE1-mediated unfolded protein response; protein phosphorylation; mRNA processing
Cellular component (GO): IRE1-TRAF2-ASK1 complex
Molecular function (GO): RNA endonuclease activity; ATP binding; protein serine/threonine kinase activity
Source: RefSeq, a predicted model, not a curated record
AUGUAUAUAAUCAAACGCGAUAUGCACAAUUUAUUUGCUUUAUUUCUAAUUCUUAUUGCAUCAGAAUCAGUGGCCAAAGUUAAAGAUAUUGUCCAGUCUCAUUCAUCUACUAUCGUUGGUGGAACAUUGCUGGUAUCUACUAUUGAUGGUUAUCUCAAAGGAAUUGACUUUCAUAGCGGGGAAGUCAAAUGGUCUUUGAAGGAAGAUCCAGUACUAAUAUCUCCAAAAACCAUUCGACAUGGUUUCACCUUUAUACCAGAUCCGCAAGAUGGUGGUUUAUAUAUAUUGAAAGAUGGCCAGUUAAAGAAGUUGCCAUAUUCCAUUCCACAGCUUGUUGCUGCUUCACCUUGUCGAACUAUGGAUGGUGUUCUUUAUGCAGGAAGCAAGAAAGAUGUGUGGUUGGAGAUUGAUUCAACUAAAGGAAUAAAAUUGGGGGAGUUAUCGCAAUCGCAAACAAAUUCCCAGUGCCCGCUUAAUAAAAAUACCAGUAUUUUGAUUGGAAGAUCAGAAUACAAAUUAACAAUGGUAGAUCCAGAAAAUCGAGAUAGACGAUGGAAUGCAACGUAUACCGAUUAUUCAAAUCAUCUCUUGCCUGCUGACCCUUCAUAUCCGUUUCAACACUUUACGAGUACUGUGGGUGGUCGACUGCUAGCAGUGAAUGCAGCAGAAGGAAGUGUAGCUUGGGAGUUGGAUGUAGGAAAUACUGUGGUUGCAAUGUAUAUACUUCAAAACGAUGGCUUACAUAGAUUACCAUAUACAGUUAUUGGCAAGGAAACAUUGGAGGAGUUUGUAAAGACGUUGUACGUUGGUGAAAACACGUACGGACUUUUUGCAUUACCAGCUUUUAUAGACAGUCGUACGAUAACCGUAGUACCGAAGUAUCUUGGUCCGCCACUGCUAGAAGGUCCAUUACCCGUUGUAGUUGAGAACGAAGAUCCACAGACACAGAUCAAUCCAUCGACUCAUCGUGUUGCUUUGAUCAAUUUGGAUAUAGCAAAAAUUACCCACAAGACUGUCGAUGGAGAGUUUUUAGUGUUGGGCUAUCACGAACCGCCUCAGUUGACUCAAUCACAACUUAUUCCACAGCGAAUUAUUCGUCAUCAACGAUAUCCUUCCUUAUCGUUCGUUACGACGGAUAUGCAAACCGAAGAAAUACCUGCUCAGACUGCAAAAAGCGAUGAAUACGCUUUGUGGAGGAAUAAUCACUUGGUUAUAGUUAUCGUUAUUUCAUUUACCACACUAUUUGCCAUUGCCUGCUGGUUCUUUAUGGAGAAGCUACGGAAUUAUGAACAGGAAAACUCUCCAGAACAGCGAACAAAUUACGCACAAACAUCGAAAAAUUUUGGAAAUUUUUUGUAUGCGCGGCAAUUACAGCGGCUUCCCCAUGGUUGGCUGCAAACUGGAAAUAUCAUGUAUAAUCCAGAAGAUCGUCUCGGACAUGGAUGCGAAGGAACUGUUGUAUUUAGGGGUAAAUUUGAUGGUAGAGAAGUAGCUGUAAAACGAGUUAUUGCGGAUAUUCGACUUGCAGACCGCGAAGUUGAUCUUUUACGUGAAAGUGAUGCCCAUCGAAAUGUUAUCAGAUAUUUCUGUAUGGAAUCUGAUAGUAAUUUUCGCUAUAUUGCACUGGAGUUAUGUGAUUACUCAUUGUUUGACUACGUGGAAAGAAAGGAAAUUCGAGAGCAGUGUCCUCUUAUCCCGUUGGAAAUUCUGCAUCAAGCAACUGAAGGGCUUGCAUAUCUUCAUAGUAUAAAUAUAGUGCAUCGUGAUAUGAAACCGCAAAAUGUACUCCUAUCAAGAGGAACCAGGCAGGAUUCAGUACGAGCGCUGAUCUCAGAUUUCGGUCUUUGUAAGAGACUUCAAGCAGGUCGUAAUUCCUUAUCACGAAAAUCCGGUCUUAUAGGCACUGAUGGUUGGGUCGCACCAGAAGCUUUGAUAUCAGAUGCAAGUAUUACUUGCGCUGUUGAUGUCUUUUCGCUUGGUUGUAUUUACUAUUACGUAUUAACAAAUGGAAGUCAUCCAUUUGGAGAUGAGUUGAAACGACAAGCAAAUAUAAUGCAAGGAGAGUACAGCCUAAAAUUAUUGAACAUGACCGGUAACUUGAUGGCAGUUGCUUUGAUUGAAUCAAUGUUGCGACGUGAUCCACUACUUCGCCCGGUAUCGGCUACUCUAGCAAUACAUCCAUUUUUCUGGAACAAAGAACGUCAACUUAGAUUUUUCAUGGAUGUCAGUGAUCGUAUCGAGAAAUUAAGCGAACAUAGCUUUUUAUUACGUCGUAUAGAAGAAAAUGCUCGCUCUGCUAUCGGUUUUAAUUGGCGUCAAGCUAUUUGUCCCGUCCUUGCAGUUGAUUUACGCAAAUUCCGAACUUACAAAGGCAAUAAAGUUCGAGAUCUAUUGCGAGCAAUGCGGAACAAGAAACACCACUAUCAGGAAUUACCUACAGAGGUGCAACAAUCGCUUGGUCAAGUUCCAGAUCAGUUUGUUACCUAUUUCACAGAUAGGUUUCCGCAGUUAUUGCAACAUACCUACGAUGCAAUGAUUUGUUGUGCUAACGAGCAUGCCUUCAGUAGGUAUUAUUCAGAAGAAGCGCGCAAAAAAGCUGAUGAAUUUGUAGCUGAAAUGGCGGCAAGUGAGAUUAAAGAGUCCGAACUUGACAGGCAAGAGGUGGAAUUUGAGAAUAAAAAAAGAGAAAGCAUCAGCAGAUUAGACGAUAAAGAAACAGAAACUGUCGAUGAAGAAAAUCCCGACGGAAAGAUUACAACUGAUAUAAGCUUACAAGAAGUAGAAAUAGUUACGGCAGAAGAUCCCACAGCAAUUGUGGAUAAUCGUCGGAAUCGAAAACGUAGGAAACGUCCUAAACAUUAUUAA